AUGCCACCAGGACGGCCCAAGAAAGACGUGGAGUCGCACAAGGAGUUCAUCCUCCACCUUCAUGACCAGAACAAGGAGUACAAAGAGAUCUUACGACGUCUAUCUACUCAGCGCGGCUUUCACAUCAGUAAGAAUGUGCUCGAGCAACACCUGCGGAUAUGGGCCAAGAAACGCUACGAUAAACCAGAGUGCAGGGACGAGACACUCCGCCAACUUAUCUUCGGACAGUCCCCCUCCGACAGUCCCCCGUCCACACUAAUGUGGCUCCCGCGCACGAUCUACACGUUAAGCUUUCGGCCCCACCUAAUUUUAAUGAGGGGUUACGCCAGCCUGUUCAUCCGAAUAUAA
Molecule: messenger RNA, 348 nt
Organism: Letharia columbiana
Lineage: Eukaryota; Fungi; Ascomycota; Lecanoromycetes; Lecanorales; Parmeliaceae
Exons: 1
Coding region: 1-348 (115 amino acids)
Source: RefSeq, a predicted model, not a curated record